AUGGACCGUUAUGGUAGAGUCCCUACUGCUGAGGAGUUCCAAUUUUUGCAAGAUCGAUUUGGUUUCUUACUAGAGCAUGGUGUAAUGAUUCUGGCACAGGGAGUAUCGAUCUACGACCGUCCUCCAGGGAAAGUUGGGCAAAGGCAAUGGCUUUGGGUCCACCGGAACCUCUUGGGGCAUGGGUAUCGUAGGAAACUAGACUUUUCCAACCGUCUCCCCAAGUUGUUUGGGGGCAAUCUGGCUCUCGAAAAACGGCUGGGGAUUGUUACUGUCUGUGAAGAAAACUGGGAAGACUUUAUUCUUUCCGCAGCCAAUAUGAGUGCCUCCUGGAGGGCUCAUAGGAAGAUGAGGUACGGAGGCCGAGAUUUCUUUGUAGAUGGCCCUGUGUGUCACUAUCAGGGCAAGCUUUUCCAUCGAAAGAUCGAUCUCGCAGAGGUUCUUCCUCCUCCUGUUUCUGAAAGAUGCAUGGGGGAGCUUGUUAGGCUGCUCUUGGUAGAAAAGGGAAAUAUGGGUUCUAGUGGACCUACGUCACUUUCUCAGCCAACCUAUACGGUCGUUUCCCCAGUUCGUUUGCCAUUUUGUGUUCCUUCUGGUUUGCCUGCAGGUGUACAAGAAGGAAGAAGUAAUACGCCUACUCGGAAAAGGCGGAGCUUGCGUGUAGUGCCAUCAUCGAAUGAAGAGACGGAAUCUGACAAUGCAGGUGUUCAUCUUCGUAAAUCUCGUAGGACUGUGUCUGUGGCAAGGCUUCUUGGUGGUAUCGGGAUAUUCUCGGUGGUUAAUUUUCUAUACCUGAGCAGAGAGAGGUGGUGGUGGUGCCCAGUUCUCCUAGGGCCUCACCCUCUCGAUCCCCUGGUUCACCCUUGGUUAAUCCUGGUUCUGACUAUGUAUCUAAGAGUGUGCCGAGUUCUCCUGGGGGUUCUCUUCAAUGUGAGAACCCUUCCUUGA
This is a messenger RNA of Lactuca saligna, 945 nucleotides long. NCBI's taxonomy places the organism in Eukaryota, Viridiplantae, Streptophyta, Magnoliopsida, Asterales, Asteraceae. The record is from the annotation of a GenBank genome assembly.